Stegastes partitus (bicolor damselfish) is the source of this 7747-nucleotide messenger RNA. RefSeq names its product synaptic vesicle glycoprotein 2C-like. Gene Ontology annotation, biological process: transmembrane transport; chemical synaptic transmission. The transcript has 12 exons. The record is from RefSeq and is a predicted model, not a curated record. Lineage: Eukaryota; Metazoa; Chordata; Actinopteri; Pomacentridae. The coding region runs from base 330 to 2540 and encodes 736 amino acids. Gene Ontology annotation, cellular component: synaptic vesicle membrane. Gene Ontology annotation, molecular function: transmembrane transporter activity.
GGUUUCCUCUGCUGAGCCCUGACAGCACCGAGGAUCUUUCCAAUUUGAGAUCAACUGUCUCCAUUUCAGCGCUGUCUGCUUACUCCCAUCCAAUGGAAUUAGACAUCAUUACUUAAUCAUUAGUUUCCUGGCAGCCGGCUGGCUUUUCAGUGCUAAAAAAAAAAAAAAAAACUGCCUUAACUCCUGCGCAGCCUGGGUAUAAUAGUAAUAAAAAAAAACAAAACAGGAAAGAAUAAAGAUAGAUAGUUUACAUUUGUAGCACCUGGUGGAAUAAAAGAGCAGCAGAGCUGAGAUAAAGGACAUUUAGUUCCAGCUUUCCUUGUGCCAAGAUGGAUGAAACGCAAAACAACAGGACUUCCUUGGUUAAAGGUGCCAAGGACAUCGCUAAAGAAGCCAAGAGGCAUGCUGCCAAAAAUUUCAGCAAAGCUGUUGAUCGUGCCUCAGAUGAAUACUCAUCCCACCGCAGCUACAACCGCUUCCAGAACGAGGAUGAAGAAGAAAACAACUACAACAAUUACACUCAGCAGGAUGGUCACUAUGCCGGCAACGCAGCGAACGACGAGGACGGGGCCUCCAGCGACGCCACGGAGGGCCACGACGACGAAGACGAGAUCUAUGAGGGGGAGUACCAAGGUGUGCCUUCCUACAACGAUGGGAAGCCACGGGAGGGACAGGUGGCCGUGGGCCAGCCGGUCUCUGACAGCCUAAAGAGCCGCAAGGAGCUGGAAAAUGAGAGACAGGCAGACGAGGAGGAGUUGGCCCAGCAGUACGAGCUGAUCAUGCAGGAGUGUGGCCACGGGAGAUUCCAGUGGCAGCUGUUCUUUGUGCUCGGCCUGGCUCUCAUGUCGGACGGCGUGGAGGUGUUCGUGGUGGGCUUCGUCCUGCCCAGCGCCGAGACAGACAUGUGUGUCCCCAACUCUGGUGCCGGAUGGCUCGGUAGCAUCGUGUAUCUGGGGAUGAUGUUCGGAGCCUUUUUUUGGGGCGGCCUGUCAGACAAGUUGGGCCGCAAACAGUGCCUGCUCAUAUCCAUGUCCGUCAAUGGCUUCUUCGCCUUCCUUUCCUCCUUUGUCCAAGGCUACAGUAUGUUCCUGCUCUGCCGCAUGGUGUCUGGCUUUGGGAUUGGUGGAGCGGUGCCCAUAGUUUUCUCCUACUUUGCGGAGGUGCUGGCUCGGGAGAAGAGAGGAGAACAUCUGAGCUGGCUGUGCAUGUUCUGGAUGAUCGGAGGAAUCUACGCCUCGGCCAUGGCCUGGGCCAUCAUCCCACACUAUGGCUGGAGUUUCAGCAUGGGAUCAGCCUACCAGUUCCACAGCUGGCGAGUGUUUGUGGUGGUGUGCGCGCUGCCGUGCGUCUCUGCAGUGGUGGCGCUCACUUUUAUGCCUGAGAGCCCACGCUUCUUCCUGGAGAUGGGCAAGCACGACGAGGCCUGGAUGGUGCUCAAACACAUCCAUGACACCAACAUGCGCGCUCGCGGAGAGCCGGAGAGAGUGUUCACUGUGAACCGCAUAAAGACCCCCAAACAGCUGGACGAGCUGGUGGAGAUGCAGAAUGAGUCAGCCAACCCCGCACUCAAGGUCCUCUUCAAGAUCAAGGCCGAGCUCAGAGGAAUCUGGUUGACUUUCAUGAGAUGUUUCAACUACCCAGUAAAAGACAACACUGUGAAACUGGCCGCAGUCUGGUUUACUCUGUCCUUUGGGUACUACGGACUGUCUGUGUGGUUCCCCGAUGUCAUCAAGCACCUUCAGGCCGAUGAGUACGCCUCCAGAGUGAAGAUUCACAACAACGAACGCAUUGAGGACUUCACCUUCAACUUCACCCUGGAGAACCAGAUCCACAGAAACGGAGUCUUUCUGAAUGACAGGUUUAUCAGUAUGAAGUUCAAGACGGUCACGUUCAUCGACUCAUCUUUCCUUAACUGCUAUUUCGAAGAUGUCUCCUCAGUGGGAUCCUUCUUCAAAAACUGCACCUUUGUAGAUUCCUUCUUUUACAACACAGAUAUUGACGACUCCAAGCUAAUAAAUUCGAGUUUGAUCAACAGCUCCUUCCACCACAACAAAACAGGCUGUCAGAUGACGUUCGACGAUGAUUACAGCGCCUACUGGGUCUAUUUCGUUAACUUCCUGGGAACGUUGGCUGUGCUGCCCGGGAACAUCGUCUCCGCUCUCCUCAUGGACAAAAUAGGACGUCUUAGCAUGUUAGGAGGCUCCAUGGUGCUGUCAGGCAUCAGCUGCUUCUUCCUUUGGUUCGGCACCAGCGAGUCGAUGAUGAUCUUCAUGCUCUGUCUCUACAACGGCCUCAGUAUCUCGGCCUGGAACUCCCUGGAUGUGGUCACCACUGAGCUCUACCCAACAGACAGGAGGGGCACAGGAUUUGGCUUCUGUAACGCCAUGUGUAAGCUGGCAGCAGUGCUGGGCAACCUGAUCUUUGGCUCGCUGGUUGGCAUCACCAAGGCUAUUCCCAUCCUGCUGGCAUCAGCCGUGCUGGUUGGCGGUGGGCUGGUGGGGCUCCGACUGCCAGACACACGUGCCAAUGUCCUCAUGUAAACCUCAGUACAGAACAGUAUGUUGUUUACCAGGUAUUUACUCAGUGUGCUGAAUAAUGUCCCAUUUAUGGAAUAUGAUUUAUUAGAAUGUCACAGAAACAACCAUUCCUCUCAUCUUUCUUGUGUUAUUUAUUUAGUAAAUAGUGCUGAAUAUGUCUACAAAUUCAAACACAUGACAGGCUGUUAUUGUUAUUCUGUUAGUUCUGAGUUAAAUACCUGGUAAAUUCGAUAGUGAAAUGCAGUUUUGAGAGCUGUAGAUGUACAGAAGAGGGGAAUUUGGUAUAUUAAAUGUUUCAAAGAGCUGUGGGUAUUCUUGCAGUAAUUCAAAGGGGAAAAAAAACUCCUUGAAAGAAACAAGCUGAUCAGUGGUGAUAAAACUCUGUAUAUCAACAGCUCAUUAACUACCAUGUGCUGUUUCACACAUGCAACCCACAAAUGCAUGUGCCAAAGCAGCAAAAGGCUUGGACUUCUAACAACCUUAUCUUUCCAAAUCCCACUCACUCUUGCUCAGAUUAAAGACAUAGUUUGACAUUUUAGGAAACAUUCAAAGCUACCACCUGCAGGCACUUAGCUUAGCCUAAACACAGACUGUAUAUAAAAGAUGAAUGGAGCCACCGUGUGUUUGGAAAUUAACUUAACGAUUGAGAAGCGGAACAAACCUUUUAAACAUGAACUUAUUCUAAUCUAUUUUACUUUAAAUUGAACUAUAAUUUACAAAAUUAACAUCAUAUUGUGAUAAAGGAGACUGAAAACUACUGGCUGAGACCAUAAACCCUUUAAAAAAAAAUGGUCACUGAGGUAACAAAUGAAGUGAGAAGUGGGUAAAUUCUCUCUGAGACUUGCAUACAAUCAGACUUCUUUUUUCAACCAGAGGAGUCACCCCCUGCUGGCUGUUGAAAAGAAUACAGAUUUAGGGUGUUCCUGCAUUGGUUUCACCUUUUCAGACCCGGAGGCUACGUCCAUCUCUAAUAUACAGCCUUUGGACUGGAGGUCAGGGAUACAACUAGCCUGGCUAAAUCCUAAAAAGGGCCACCAACAAAUCUGAAGCUUGCUGAUUCACAUGCUGUAUCUUGUUUGUUAAAUAUGCACAAAAAUGAAACUGUAAAACGACAACGUUUAGAUCUAUGGGGCUAAUGAUCUGUACAAUCCUUGGUCAGGUGCAGUAACUUGUAAAAAACUACACAACAGUGUGUUGUAUUUAUAUUUGGGUUGGUGCACAGCUUAGACAAAGAAGAUACAAUAUGACUGUGUUUGUUAGAUGGACUGGCGCUUGUUCUGUUGUUUCUGGUGUCUUAAGUGGCCUCAUUUUUAUGUAACUGCAGUCAACAGUCAAACUUAUUCAAAGUGAAGCCAACAGUUACAGAAAAGUCACAUUAAAUUGCCAGUUUGAGUUGUAAACACGACAAGUGAGUGUACAAACAGCAUUCAGAAAUCAGUCACUGGUACGUUUAUGGUGUAUAGAGGGACAUGAAUCACCUGAUAUCUGUGCAUCAUGUAAACACUAUAUUCUGAAUAAAAGAAGAACCAGGAUAAGCCUCAUUACCAGGAUACUGUUGCACAUAAAAAUACAAACUCUGUUCAUCUUUAGAGGCUUAGGUGGAUAGAUUCGGUUCCCUUUGGGUAGAGUCAGGCCAGCCUUUCCCCAUGUUUCCACUCUUUAUGCUAAGCUAAGCUAACUAGCUGCCUGUAGCUUCAUAUUUACCAUACAGAUAUGAGAGAGGUAUCAGAUCUUCUCUCCUUGCUCAGCAAGAAAGUAAAAGUAAAUGCUGACUUAUUUAUUAAUUUAUAAGUUAUUUAUUGCUGCAUCUGUGUGCUUUUCUGUUUUUUAGGUCCGAUGUUGAGGGAUACUUUUGACUCUGAUCAGUAUUCCAAUAAAGGUUGAUGACACUUAAGCCUUUUGCUGCAACUUGCAAGAAUGACAAGGCCAUAGAAAAAAAAAAAUCAAUAAUGAUAAAGUAGUUUAGUCAAAACUGGCAACUUCAGCAGCUACAUUUCUAAAAGUGAAAAGAAGUUUACAUUUUCUGCUUUUUACAGUAAGAGACUUUUGGGAUUGGAAUCCUUUUGUCUGAAUGCUUCCUCUCUCCCUCUGUCUGUAUUCGUCUUGUGGCGCCGAGCUCACCAUGAAGGGCUUUGCUCUCCGUUGCAAUCUGAUCCGUCGAGAAGAAUUUAUACCGUAGGAAACUUCUGUUGGUAUCAAAAUUUGCUCUUCUCUUCGUGUUUUUUUUUUUCCUCUUUAUCUGUCUCAUUGUCCUGGUUUCCUCAGCGUGUCUCGUGUUCUCGUCCUCUUGUUUAUCUCCUCCUGCCUUGCUGCUGCUCCCUCCACAACUCAAAGGCCUUUCUCAAAUGUCGUGCCUCUCUCUCUCUUCAUCGAGCCCAUCUCUACUUCCAAACCUCGCUGGAAGCUUUGCUGCUCUGUCCUGCUUUCUUUUUUUCCCCCCUUUUGGUCCCUUAUCUCUUGAUACUGCGACGAGUGAGUGUGAGUGUGUGUGACAAGACAAAUCCUCGUGACCAUCUCUUACCUGUAUAUGGAAAACCAAAUUGCUUUUUUCAUGUGUUUUGCUAUACCAAGGAAGAAUUUGAUUCAAAAUUGAUAUUAAAAGCCAUGUGUAAAGAGUCAGCUCACCCAAAUUCCAAAAAAAUACUUAUUUCAUAGCCACGGUGAUAGUUUUGGUUUUAUGUGCUGACAUUUUAGAACUUGAUGCAAAUUUUAAGUGUUUGUGCUGCUCAUAAAUAUUAAGAGCUACUUUUAAUAACACUCCACAGGCAUGCACCUCGGUAAGGCUGCACUUGAGCCAAAGCUGGGACAGAAAAACAGAUAAAGCAGUGCUUGUUGUAGUUCACACAGUGCCAAUGAAGCCCAUUGUCAGUUAAAUCUCUCUGUAAUUCGCAAUUUAGUGGAGUUUGUCUGGUUUCUGUAGCAACAUUCCUACAUGGGUGCACCAGCAGUGAUGUGAUUUACGCAACUGUUGGUUUGCCAGAACAGAGGGGAGGUUACAGAAAGCAGGAGGAUACUGAAGUCUGGAGUGGAAGAACCCAGAAAAAAGAAAAACUUUGUGAUUUAGCAGAUAAAAGACAAGACUUAGUGUUUAGAGGAAGGUUUGCAGACUAAAACAGAAAGCAGUCAGUGCUACGGCGGCUGUCAUAAGCCCAUGUCGACAGUGUUUGUGUAAUUACUCUCACUGCCAGAGGAGGGAGACAAAAGUUCGGCCUUGCAGGAUCAGAAUAUGCUAACAUGCUCACAGUGAUUUAUCGCCACGCUGAUGCCCUGCUCUCUGAUUCCUGCUAUCUCCGCUGGCUUGCACUGCACCACGAUGGUUUGGUGCUGCAUCAAGCAAAGCAAAGCACACUGGCCAGAGUGCUCAUGUGCAUGCAGCAGUCAAAGUUCAAACUAUAGCUCAUUUGUUUCUUAAUUGAGGAAAUAAGAGGUGAAAUUUUCACACAAAAUAUUUUAUUGAGUUAGUGAUGUAGGCCCGCUAGAGGUUUUGAAAACUUAUUUUGCUUUGUCCUGCACUGAAAGCAGCAGCAGCACAGUUUGAACAGGCCAUUCUGGUGCCAACAUUGUGGGGGGGGGACAUGAAUGUUUGCACCAAAUUCCCUGGAAAUUCAUCAACUAGUUGUUAAUCUAUUUCACCAAAACUACAAAUGUGAACAAAAUCAAAGAGGUCACCAAAUUCAGAAGGAGUCAUCGCCUGGGGACCAUAAAUGUCUCCAUAUUUCAGUCUUGAUUAAAGCAGUACGCUCGCUGACUAACAGAUGCAGACUAUCCAUCAGGACGUUUUGGACUUCUCCCGAUGGGCAGAUUUUAUUUGACAUGGUAAUGUUUUUCCUAUCCCAGGCAUAAUAAGUCUAUAUGGUGAUACAGAGAUGUUCAGUAGGUCAUGUUGCAUUCUCAAAAUGUAUUUUUUGGGCUCAGAAAAACCACCAAAACAAAAGAAAUUCCUCUACAAAUUUAUCUUCAACUAUCAGUCUUUGUCUGAAAUGUUAAGACAGAGGAAAUCCUCAACUCAAGGUGAAGAAAAAUUAUCUCUUAAAGACAAUUUUAGUGUUAAAUUUCCUCAGCUUCAAUCAGCAGAUGAAGUGGAAGCUGCUCUGAGAGAUCAUCCAGAGUAACUUGAACACAUUUUUGUCUGGAGACACAAACUGAGUUUUCACUUUGCACCACAAUGAGCACCACAAAAAAAUCUGUUUACCCACAUGUACUGACAGAAUGUGACCAAAUAAAACUAAAACUAUCGACAUUGUAAGGUGCAACUUGAGGUAAUAAAGACAAACUUUUUUGUGACUUGGGUGAACAGACUCUUGAAAACCUCUUGUGAAUGAAUUCUUGCUGCUACAACGUCAGUGCUUCAGUGUUUAAAUGCGUUAGAUAAGUUGUAAAAUACAAAACUGUGUCUCAUCUGCGUUUGUUCAAUCAUACAAAAAAAAAAGUCAGUUAACACGAACUGUUUCAUUUGACUAUUUUCCAGGCAGCGCUGAUGAUUCGUGAUGUUCUGUUUCUCCUCUAUUCCUUCCUUAGUGUGACUUCCUACAUGCAGCUAUUUCCUUUCAAAGACAAUAUUUUUGAUGACUGAAAUGCAGCUGUUUCAAGAUAUGAAUCUGCUUUCCUGUGUUUGAUGCUUUUCCUCUGUCUGCCCCUUCCUCGAAACGCCACCACUUGUGCUGAACGAACUCACUAGACAUCACUGUUUCCGAACUGAAACCCUGCAUGUUUGUUACUGAAGUCCCUCUGUUGUGUGUGCUUCUCCCAUUUCGGUGUCCCUGGCUGUUCCUCUGCGGGGGUUAACAGACGUGAUUUCCCGGGUUAAAGGUGAAUGUAUCAUUCUUGUGUGUUGUCAGAUUUUGUCGUGGACAGGUUUUCAUUAUACUCGGUUCACUUCUAGGUCAUUGUGAAAGGGCAUGCUAGUGCUGAGAUGACUGUAUGUUACUGCGAGAUGUUAACCAGCAGGGGUGGUCAAAUCUGCCGUCGGGAGGGUUUCCAGUUAGAUUAAUCACAGAGUCACUGGGGGAACGGAUUUAACAGCGUGACUUUCAGAUUUGAAAACCUCUGCUGUCGAACAAUCUGUGGAGGUGUGUGUAAAAAAAAAAAAAAACACAGUUACCUGUCCUUGAUAUGAUUUAUUUUGAUAAGAAAAGGCUCAAGUGAAUGCAGUGUAAAGGUGGAUUCCUCUGGUGUCUCCAUGUUGAAUAAAGAGUUUCAUUUGAACAGCU